AUGGAUACCCUGGCACAAGCACCCAUAAACUAUCUCUCUUUAAGCGUCGAGCCGUUCACACAGCGGCCUUUCUCAGAGAUCAUUAAGGAGUCUUCUGAGAAGAACCUCCCGCACGUUCUUGCUAAGGUCUUCCUGAAAAACGAGAGCAUUCCCAUCGUGUACGACGCCAGGCUUCUGUGCAAGUACCUGUUUGAGCUGGUUAUAUCCAAGGACGGGCGAAUUGUGCGCCUGAAGCGGGUUUCCGACCCUAUAAACGACAAAGUCAUACGGGACAUUCUCUUCUACGAAAUUCCAAGCACCAGCAAAGACGGAACAGACGGCGCGUAUAUAGGCAGCCAGAAGGACUUUUUGGAGUCUAGCGGGUUCAGGUCCAAAAUAUUCAACCGAAACGACCCAUUUGACUCUCUCAGCAUAAACUUCCUCUUCAAAGACAGCCAGCCCCGAAAGAUUGGAAGGAGGCCUCUUGUUUUAAUAGGGCUUUCCUUCGUCAUUCUGUGCAUUAUCUUGCUCUCGUGCACUUACUCGGUGAUCCACAGCAGUGGCCUUAUAGCACCCAUAGAAAGGUACUUCAAAUAA
Messenger RNA from Nematocida major, 576 nucleotides. RefSeq lists its product as uncharacterized. Lineage: Eukaryota; Fungi; Microsporidia. Bases 1 to 576 code for a protein of 191 amino acids. The transcript has a single exon. The record is from RefSeq and is a predicted model, not a curated record.